AUGGUACCAGGAAACCAAACACAAUUCACUGAAUUUAUCCUCCUAGGAUUUUCUGAAAAACCAGAGCAGCAAGGCCUCCUCUUUGGGCUGUUUUUGGGCAUGUAUUUGUUCACAGUGGUGGGAAACCAACUCAUAAUGCUGGCCAUUGGCUCUGACUCUCACCUCCACACCCCCAUGUACUUCUUCCUUUCCAACUUGUCCUUUGUGGAUAUCUGUGUGCUGUCUACCACAGUCCCCAAGAUGCUGGUGAGCAUCUUGACACAAAACAAGGUCGUCUCCUAUGCUGCUUGUCUUGCCCAGAUGUACUUCUUUAUUGUUUUUGGUGGUUUCGACAAUUUCCUCCUCACUACAAUGGCCUAUGACCGUUUUGUGGCUAUCUGUCAUCCUCCACACUAUGCAGCCAAAAUGAGCCCCGAUGUCUGUAGCCUACUGGUUCUGCUCUCCUGGAUAAUAAGCCUUCUAGAUUCCCUCCUUCAAUGUGUGAUGGUAACACAGAUCUCCCUCUGCACAGACCAUGAAAUUCAGCACUUCUUUUGUGAUCUUGCUGAGGUUCUGAAACUCUCUUGUUCUGAUACUUUCACCAAUUAUGCCUUAAUAUAUUUUGCUGCUGACGGUUAG
Messenger RNA from Vombatus ursinus (common wombat), 618 nucleotides. RefSeq names its product olfactory receptor 7A5-like. Gene Ontology annotation, cellular component: membrane. Gene Ontology annotation, biological process: G protein-coupled receptor signaling pathway. The record is from RefSeq and is a predicted model, not a curated record. The transcript has a single exon. NCBI's taxonomy places the organism in Eukaryota, Metazoa, Chordata, Mammalia, Diprotodontia, Vombatidae. Bases 1 to 618 code for a protein of 205 amino acids. Gene Ontology annotation, molecular function: olfactory receptor activity; G protein-coupled receptor activity.